GUUGACAUUCAAAUCAAUGUCGAAGGGGUCACGAUAGUUGACACUAAAACGAAAGCAAUCCUGCAUCGUUAUCCUCUCCAGAAGAUAUCCUUUUGUGCUGAUGACAAGCAGGACAAACGUAUUUUCUCAUUCAUCGCGAAAUCUCAAUCUGAUCCCGAAAAGCAUGAGUGCUAUGUGUUUCUUAGUGAUAAGAUGGCCGAACAAAUCACACUGACUGUUGGAGAAGCGUUCGAUUUGGCAUAUAAGCGGUACCUGGACAAGAACAGGACUUCAUUGGAGAAUCAAAAGCAGGUAUUCGUGCUACGAAAAAGAAUAGCGGAAUUGGAAGCCGAAAAUCAAGUGCUUAGCCAGCGAUUAGCUGAAGCAAUUAGAGCAAACAAAGCCACUCCGCAGUUGUCGUUGCUUGACACACCUGCCUUACCGUCAUCCCCAAUGCCAUCUGGUCCACCCCCGGGAAUAGUGCAAAAUCCGGUCUACUCGACGCCUCACAACACACAAGUACUGCCGACCGAUCCUUUCUUGGGCCUUGCACCCACUGUUAACUCCGCAGCUCAGAUAAAUGGCCAUAAUACCCCACACGCCGUGAGCUACUCGCCAUCGGGACCGGCUCCAUCGCUUGCUCCACCACCAUGUCCUCUUCCAACGCUGGCUCCACCUCCACCGGUGGCUCCUCGUAGGAAUCCCCCUGCACGUGCCAAUACAGUACCUGCUCCGGAGGUCAACGAGUUGGCUGAAAAAGAAGUGCUUGAGUUCACUGAUCAUUGUCUGGUCACUGUACUAGCACUUUUUAGGUCGGUCGAAGACUUCAAAAUUUGCAAUUGGACCAUAUGGAGGAUGUCUUCGAUGACAACUUUGAUCCUCGUGCGAACAAUAAAUCCAAGGAUAACAAAGAGUAUGAUCCCUUCGGUGACGAUUUCCUCGACAAUGUGCUACGACUUGGUGAUGAGGCUGGCCGCUCACAAUGGUGCCCACAAUUUAGAUGCGGCAUCACACGACCGGCGCGGCAGACUUCCAGAAGAUUAUAUCGACAGAUGUUGA
Molecule: messenger RNA, 1038 nt
Organism: Cooperia oncophora
Lineage: Eukaryota; Metazoa; Nematoda; Chromadorea; Rhabditida; Trichostrongylidae
Source: the annotation of a GenBank genome assembly